Meriones unguiculatus (Mongolian gerbil) is the source of this 2208-nucleotide messenger RNA. RefSeq names its product vesicle associated membrane protein 2 (gene Vamp2). The coding region runs from base 156 to 506 and encodes 116 amino acids. Gene Ontology annotation, cellular component: SNARE complex; plasma membrane. Gene Ontology annotation, molecular function: SNAP receptor activity; syntaxin-1 binding. Lineage: Eukaryota; Metazoa; Chordata; Mammalia; Rodentia; Muridae. The transcript is spliced from 5 exons. Gene Ontology annotation, biological process: SNARE complex assembly; vesicle fusion; vesicle-mediated transport. The record is from RefSeq and is a predicted model, not a curated record.
CGUGUCGCCUGCCGCGCCCCGCCCCCGCCGCAGUGCCCGGAUGCGGGUGACGCGCGGCCGCCAUCUUCCAGUCCCGGGCAGCCAGCGCCAGUGGGAGCCAGCGCGAGCCGCCGCCGCCGCCGCCUCCGCCAAGCCCUCUGCCCGCUGCCCCCACCAUGUCGGCUACCGCUGCCACCGUCCCGCCCGCCGCCCCGGCCGGCGAGGGUGGCCCCCCUGCACCCCCUCCAAAUCUCACCAGUAACAGGAGACUGCAGCAGACCCAGGCCCAGGUGGAUGAGGUGGUAGACAUCAUGAGGGUGAACGUGGACAAGGUCCUGGAGCGGGACCAGAAGCUGUCUGAGCUGGACGACCGUGCUGACGCCCUCCAGGCCGGGGCCUCCCAGUUUGAAACAAGUGCAGCCAAGCUCAAGCGCAAAUACUGGUGGAAAAACCUCAAGAUGAUGAUAAUCUUGGGAGUGAUUUGCGCCAUCAUCCUCAUCAUCAUCAUCGUUUACUUCAGCACUUAAAUCCCUGAGGAGUCUGCCCUGCCUAAGAAGGGCCUCUCCCCCACCCCCAGCCGUUCCUUCACCUCUCAGCCAUAUCUUUCAGCCCCCUCCCUUGGAUCCGUGUGUAUGUGUGUGUGUGUGUCCGUGUGUGUGCCCCUGUAAAUAGCCAGCUGUUAUUUAUACAUAUAUAAUAUUAUAUAUAUUUGGUCUGUUUGUAGUUUUAUUACUAGAAGAUUUUUUCCGGUUGUCCUUAAGGCCCCUUCCUGAGGUUCCCAUCACCUCUCUCUCACCCUCUGUCCCUUUUCCUCUUUCCCUGGUCAGCCCAAGUCCCUUCAUUUGCAUCUGCUAUGCAAUAGCCCCUCCUCCCUCCCUUGGAUUUAACUGACCCUUCCCUAUCUUCCCUGGACAACUCCUGACCCUCCCAAAACAAAAACCAACCCCACAGAAACAGAACACUCCACGUGUCCAGGCUUCCCUAGGUAGCAUCUCUGUAUCCCUCGGGAGGCUCUGAGACUGGUUCCACUUGGUCCUAAGAAUCCCAAGGUUUUCUGGGAGCUUCCAACAUGUUGAUUAGCAUAUCAUUUACAUACCAAGGUCUUUUUCUGUUUCCUUGCUUUUUGUUCCAUUACUCUUCACUCUGUUUUUUUUUUUCUUUCUUUCUUUUUUGAAGAGUUAGUCUCCAUUGGUCCUCUUAUCACACUUUUAUUUGCACGACAUUACCUGCAGGUGGUGGGGAGCCUGGGCUUUUGGGGAACCAGGCUGCUCUGGACCCCAGAAUUGUCCCUUCCCAGCCCCUCUAGUCUAGUUUGCCUCCCUUACCCCAUUUUCCAAACCUCGUGUACCCUCCUCUCCCUCCCCCCAGCUGGUGUGUAAGUGUUGUGGAGUUUAGUGUAUUAUGAUGGACCAAUAAUUCUGCCACUCGGGGUCUCUCCCUACAUUCCUGCUCCCCAGUUUUCAUGUGGGGCACUCAGCUGACAUUCCCAGGAGGUCUCCCUCCCUCCCAUCUGCCUGAUCUGCUGCCUCCUCUCACCAGGAGAAUUGGGGGCUGACCACAAUCUGAUUCUUUGAGGGGGGGUGGCUCCAGUGUGUGUGUGGGGGUCAUCACUGCCGUGGGGAGGAGUGGGACAAAACAGAAUCCCCCCAAUCCCUCCUGAAAUCUCUGGCCUCGUCCUUGCUAGAGGUUGGACUGAAAUCUUUCCUCCCCAAUCUGGGGGGUGUUACCCCCCAUCACUGCCCAGCUCCUCUGACUGCCCCCUGUAUUCAGGUGGGGGUACUAGUCACUGCCAAUAUGUGUAUGGGACUUGCUGGAGAAUGGGGAUCCCCAUCCUUCUCCAGGGUUGUUGAGCCGAGAGAGAGAGAGAGAGAGAGAGAGAGAGAGAGAGAACAAGCUAUUCCCUUGUUGGGUGAAACGAUAAGAGGAAGGAUCUAAUCUUUUAAAAUGGCACAGUUUUAGGGGUCUGAGGGUACAGCCCCUUAACCUGCCACUGGGGGUACCCUCAAACUCUCCCUCCCUACACCAGGUUUUCUGUAUGGAGGGGAACCAAGGAGAUCUAAACUGUGGUGUGAAAGGGUAGGAGAGAUGCUGGGGGUGGGGGUGCUUGUGUUUUAGACCCCCAAUAUUAUCCCAGUGUCCCCUGCCUUCCUUCUUCCCCUACCCCAUACCCCCAAUUCUGUGGCGCAUCCAGAUUGUGAAAAUGUACAAUAAACGUGUAAUGAGUAACCA